UUGGCAAGUAAGUGGAAGAGUUGGGGCAUGGCAGGCCAUAAAUAAUUUGUCAAACCAACGCCCGCUUCAGACUCCUAAGAUCCACACUUUCAUGGCAGCCUGCGAGAUUUUAUAGUGAUGGGAAACGUUUUCUCAACUCCAUAGUCCCUACACAUACAGUAAGUGUCACAUCACCAUCAAUUUAAAUUUAAUUUAAUGGUAGUUAGUUGAUGAUUCCUAGGAAAGACCCAAACACAACAUUAUAUGUAUUAACAGUCGCGGUGGACGAACGGACGGCGUUUCUUGAUUAGUUAUGGAGGUGAUGUCGGAGAAACCGAGGUCCAAUGGGGGAGAUGAUAAUAAGAAGGGGAAGAAGAAGACGACGAAGGUGGAGUUAAGCCUAGGCAAAAAUGGAGGAAUUUUCAUUUUGUUGGGCGGGGCGUUGGUCACGGCUCUUAUUUCCUCGGCUUUCAGAAAGCACCGGAAGCCCCCCGGCGGUAAAGACGAAAGCCGCCGUGAGAGCCCGGCGGAGGAGAGCCCGGAGGCCGGGGAUGAGCAGAAGAACAAUAUCUGUGAGGAUGAAGAUCCGGUGAGAAAAGGGCUUCAGUUCAUUCUCUCUGAUCCUUCUUCACUCACGCAGGAGCAUCUGAGAAUCAAAGACGACAGAGGAGAAGGUGGUGAUUAUAAUGUCAGGAAGGAGAUGACGGAGGAGGAGAAAGAAGAAAAAAGAUCACUGAAAAUCCAGGCCCCAAGUACUGAAGAACAGGAUAGCCCUGCAGCAAGCGGUUGUAAUCAAGAAAUCAUCAGCAAUGGCAGUUCAAUUCCAGGCAGCGCAACAUCCAGCGAACAAGAAUAUUCAUCUCACCCAUUUUACACCCAUCCCCUUUUCGAUCAAGCAAAUUCUGAGGAUUUUCGCCUCACAAAGAUGAAUGAAACAGUUGAAGAAGAGGUGAAAGAGGUUGUGCCGGAAGAAAUGGAGUGUAGUGAAAAGAAUGUCAGCCCGGAAAUGGAAAUGGAUUUGUGUGAUGGGCAAGAUGCUGCUAUUAUAUACAGCAGCCCCGAGAUUGAGGGAAAUGAUGAUCAGAAGAACACAAAUUCUGAACAGGUAAUUAUAACAUCAGAAAUCACCCACCCUGAAUCUUGUGAAACCAAUGUGCAAAACCUGGAUUUAGCUGCUUUUCAUGUUCCUUUGCACAUUAACAUCUCUAAUGAACUCUCUACUACAACCAAAGAAAAUGGCACUACUAAUGAGCCAGAAGAAGAAGAAGAGGGAGAAGAGGUUGCUGGCAAUGAUGAGGAAGAAACCAACCAAAAUGGCACUAUUAAUGAGCCAGAAGAAGAAGAAGAAGACAAGCCAAUCCCAACUAUCCAAUUUGUUGCAGAACAACCUUGUAAUGAUUAUUGCGAAGGUGGUGUUUCCAUGGCUGAUGAGAAAGCAUUAGGUCAGUACUCAUCCAUGGAUAAAGUGGGAGAAGAGGUUGCUGGCAAUGAUGAGGAGGAAACCAACCAAAAUGGCACUACUAAUAAGCCAGAAGGACAAGAAGAAGAAGAAGAAGAAGAAGAAGAAGAAGACAAGCCAAUCCCAACUACCCAAUUUGUUGCAAAACAACCUUGUAAUGAUUAUUGCAAAGGUGAUGUUUCCAUGGCAGACGAGAAAGCAUUAGGUCAGUACUCAUCCAUGGAUAAAGAGGGAGAAGAGGUUGCUGACACUGAUGAGGAAGAAACCAACCAAAAUGGCACUAAUGAGCCAGAAGAAGAAGAAGACAACCAAAUCCCAACUAUCCAAUUUGUUGCAGAACAACAUUGUAAUGAUUAUUGCAAAGGUGGUGUUUCCAUGGAAGAUGAGAAAGCAUUAGGCCACUACUCAUCCAUGGAUAAGGAGGGAGAAGAGGUUGCUGGCAACGAUGAGGGAGAAACCAACCAAAAUAUCGAGAAAACCCUUGGCGAAGAUGACACUGCCACAGCCAAACAGCAUCCCAUUCUGCCAUCAAAUGACAAAGAGGGAGAUGAAGAAACUACUGAUGAUGGCAAUAAUGAAUGUGAUUAUGAUGAAGAAUAUGGCUAUGGUGAUGGGGACGGAGAUGAUGACAUUUCUGAGGAAAUGGAAGAAAGCUCAGAAGGAGUGAUAUCCUCUGAUGAAUCUGAUGAUGAUGGGGCAAUCUGGCCAGCAGAGCCAGCACAGAUCCCUUUAAUGGGACUGAAAGGGCCUAAAGAAGAGAUAGAAGAUGACAAUAGAACACUAAAAUCAGAAGCCUACAUAAACCUUAAAACCAUCAACAACACCAAACUGCAGACAGCUGAUUUAAGGAUGAACACCAUUCAAGCCAGUGCCAGGAAACUUGCGAUUCUGGAUAACCUAUUCGCCUACUCGCUACAAUCAAAACGAACCAUUCUUGCAGGAACCCUUACAUUGCUUAUUGCAUACUCAUGCUUCUGCUACUUUGAGCUACCAUUCUUGAAACCUUCUCUUGUUGUCAUUGCAGCCGUGUUUUUAUCUAAGGUCGUCCUAGCUGGUUGAAGAACACCCAUUUCUUGAAUAAUUAUUCACUGUUUAGUUCUUUUAUUAAUGCAACUGAUAGAGAUUUGCAGUUGCUUGAAUAAAAAAUUAGAAAAGUUGCUGUUUA
This is a messenger RNA of Ipomoea nil (Japanese morning glory), 2603 nucleotides long. Its product is annotated as spore wall protein 2-like. The coding region runs from base 293 to 2497 and encodes 734 amino acids. The transcript has 2 exons. NCBI's taxonomy places the organism in Eukaryota, Viridiplantae, Streptophyta, Magnoliopsida, Solanales, Convolvulaceae. The record is from RefSeq and is a predicted model, not a curated record.